GUCUGUGCUGCAGAGCGCUGUACCGUCGCUGGUGUCGGUGCUGGAGAAGGAGGCCAGGGGCUGGUUCCUGCACUUCAGGGAGAAAACCAUCGCCUGCCUCAGGGCCGACGGCCUCACCGACACCCAAGUUGAGAAGGCAGCGACGGAGGCGGUGCAGCAGGAGUACCUACGUCGUGUGUGCGAGGCCAUCAGGAACCACGCGGAGCUGAGCCAGCUCACAGGGCCUGGUACAGACGUCCUGCUGUGUGACCAGCUCACUGCUGCCUCCCUCAUGCUCAGAGCAAGUCGUGCAGCAGAGGAUAGUUUUAACGCAGCCCUCCGUCAGUACGAGCAAGAGCUGCGUGAACGUCAUCCGCUGCUGUCACGGGUGUCGUCCUGGCGACGUCAGCAGCUGCAGGAUAGGACUAAACUCCUGCAGGAGCAGUUCAAGUGGCAACCUCACACCCAGGCACUAGCCGCGUGUCGGGAGGCGGGCUUACUCCAGCACGCAUAUUUCUUACAGAGAGAUCUUGCUUUCAUGAAGGAGAGAGCGCCGCUGCUGCAGAAGGAGUUACAGAGCCUGAAGACGCCAGCACGAGAGUUCCAGUGGCGAAGUCAGAUCAUGACUCCUGAGAGGUACGUGGUGCGGCGCACGUUUCAAGGGACAAGUGAGACCAUCCCUACGGUCCUGAGCUCCGUCCCCACCUCCAUCACGGCCCCCCGGUCCCCUCAUCAGCCUGGAUAUGUCCUAUACAAACAGGUGGUACGCACAACGUCUACGCGGUGGCCGCUAUGGCGCGUAUGCAACGCACUGCACAGGAGCUAUGCGUGGACCUGCAAUGCUGUGUUCUUCUUCGGGCUGUGGGUGCCGCUGUGCUCCUCCCUCAGCCUCAGAGCCCUGUGCUCUGUACAGCCCUUCAUGCCAGACUAUGAACUAUCACAGGUGAACGGAGCAGUGUGCCCCAGCAGAGCGUCCCUGACGCCUACACUAGCACAUCGGCUGCACAGACUCUGGCGCAAGAUCAUCAAAGCUCGCACACACUUCGAGACCACGCCUGACACUGGUUUCAUCGGUAAAGGCAUGUCUCGCCACCUGAACCGCCUCUACAACUACGUCUUGAAGGGCGUCUUCGGCUCCCUCUUCUACGUGGUCGUCUUUCCUGUGCUCUGUGUCGUCGUGUCGCUUGCUUCCAUCCUUGUCGCGCUACUCGCACCAAUCUGGGUGCCGAGUGCCGUGGUGGUAUGCAGCGUACUGUCGCCCCUGGUGUAUGAUUUCGACGCCCCCCUCCCGGAGCGCCGCUGGUUUCCCUACAUCAGGGCGCUGCUGGGCAACAUCCUGCUGGGGGGACUAGUGCAACCCCUAGUGCUGCUAGUUGUGCUGCUGCUGUGCCCUCUACUAGCUCUACUAGUUCUGCUGUUGUCAGUGUGCCGGUACGGGCUGAGGACGGGCUGGGACGGACUGGUCUAUGAAGGACUCAUCAGGCAGCGAGGACGCGUGCCCGCCGCGGACUCCUGCCUCGUCAGGAGGAUCGCAGGGCCAGGACUGCACCAUCACUACUGCUAUCAGGUGAGCAUGGAGCAGGCCUUGGCUGCCCUGGAGGCUCGUCUGGAGCAGGAGCUGCUCGCUGCGUACCAGCUCUCCAUGGAGCAAACUAUUGCACAACCGCUGCUUGUAUACGAGGAUUUUUUGCGAACGAUAUUCGGUCCCUUCGGAGGAGGUAGUGGUGGGGCUGUAGGCGCUUACGAGCGCGUCCUGCGGGAGGUUAAGGACCUCCAGCGCGCCCUGCACGAGAAGGUCGACGCUAGGAAGAAGGAACUACAGCUCGGCCUGCACCCUGACAUACGGACGCGUUUAAAAUUGACAACGAGAGAACUAAAAGCUACCCUGAAGCAGGCGACCGUGAUGCUAGAGCACCUCUACCCCGAGACACUAUUUCCCUUGAUGAUCGCUGCCCCGCGGCCGCCGUUGCCUUCGUCUGACCAGCAGAGCCGCAUUGACAGCGGCAUUUCUACCGGCGGAGACGUCGACGAAGAUGGCAUCCUUAGUCGCGGCAGCUUGAGUUGCGUGGGCGAAGAUGCGCGACCGAGGAACAUUGUUCCUACAUCAGGAGCUUUCAACUCUCUGAGCUUGGCUGGUCACGGCAAGAACCUCGCAGGUGCUAGCAAGCAAGGCAGCAACGCAGGUAACCGGCUUGCUAGAGGUUGCAGCGAAGACUCAGCUCAUAUUUUACGCGAUACCGGAGUACCUAGUGCCACUGACCAGCCUCCUGAUGUGGUAUCAGUGGAAGGCGCUAUCAGUUUUGAGAGCAGCCGAGGUAGAGGGUCUGAUGUCCAGGUUCUCGGCAGUAGCCCUUCCCGAGGGUACAGCGAAGAACGUUUACUGAAUGAAAGUCGGGAGGUGCUUCUAGGACCCAGGGACAGACAAGACGUGAGGGGAAGUCUGGAAAGACGCGUGUCCUCGCAGCAGAGUGAGAUGGUAUCCUUGAGGAGCAGUAGCCACAAAGUUGGAGGCCGGUUUGUUUCUGAGGAAGCCUGGUGGGAUGGUCGUGGUCUACAGCCUGGCGACUAUCCUUCUCUCGCCGCGCUGCUCUUCACCGAAAUAUUCAGCGCUGAUUUCCUCACUCCAAUGGACGAUGAAGAUACUGCUUUUCAAAUCGAGUGUUCUAACGUUAAUUUAUCCCGCUAUACCGACAUGCUUAAACAGUGUCCCGAAAGACCUGACCUCGACCCGCUCCUUACUGUACACAUUCCUCGUGGUCACGCCAUACACGUGACGCCUCCAUACCUCGACUUGUCAUGCUUCAUGCCCCUCAGCCGACAUACCACGUCACAUCCUCCUCAUGUCAAGGGAUCUAAAGCCGCCCUCUGGGGCACACACAUCGCUGAGCGCCUCUCUCUCCGCGCCCGCCCUCAUCACCCUGCUGGUAGCGGCAGAGGCGGCAUGAGUGGUGAUGAUGGCCGUGGAGUGUUCGAGAGUCCGCUCGUCGUGCCACCGCCGGUGCCACAUCCUGCAGUUAUCGCCGUCAUAAUAUACAACAGAGAGGCUAAUGAGCCUCUACAACUCUCCUGUCCCGACACGCGAUAUGUGUUGCGGUGCAUGGAGGAGUGUGUGAGGAGGGACCCUGCUGCUGGGGGGCACAAGGGGCGCAGGAGCCCCUGGGGCGUCGAGGAGACCAGCGGCUCCUCUGAGUCUUCCCCUCCUUCCUCCCCGCCAUCCAUGGAUGAACGAGCUUCUUAUGCACGUUGUCCAGACGGUGGCUCGCGUUCGGCUACCUUAGCGAUGUCUGAUGCUCUACAGUCGCCCUCCAUUAGCGGCGGCGCUGGAGGCUCGCAAAUGUCCCCCGACUCCCUGCGACAUUGCCUGGACUCUAACCCCCUGCAGUCGCUGCUGGAGUCGCACCCUCCGUUCUCUGUAGCCCUGGACCUCGCGCCCCCUGAGGACCCCCCAGCCAACGAGUAUGAGGACGCCCUCAGGACGCUCCAUGCCACCGACUCCUUGGGGUCUCGUGGUGGUCGGGGGAAGGGGGGUCGUGAUCCCACGCCCGUGUGAUGCUUACGAUAAUAAGAUAAUAAUAUUCAAUGAUGCACAUAUACACUCUGGGGUUUAUACACUCUGGUGUGUAUAAACUCUGGUGUAAAUACACUGCGAUGUAUACGUGCGGCAACACUUCCUCAAUAAUUAAUAUAUACACAUGUAUAUAUAUAUAUACUGGUGUAUAUAUUUAUAUAUAUAUAUACAUGAUGUUUAUAACUCUGGUGUUUGUGCACUCUGAUGUGUUUACACUCUGGUGUUUAUACACUAUGGUGUGUGUGUGUAUAUGUCGUGCCGUAAUCGCGGAAUUGUAGACUAUGGAAUCGGCAGCCAGUUACCGAAUCUGUAGAAUCAGCAUUUCUAUACUACGGGAAUCUGGGAUUAGGUCAGUCAGUCAAGUUUUUUUUAAUAUUUAAAUAUAAAGGAACUUGACCUAACCUUCUCUAACUCUAACUAUCGGUUUAUAUUCUAACUCUAACGUUCGAUUUUCUAAAUCGGCAAUUCCGCAAUUUCUCCACGACAUAUAAACUCUGGUGUGUAUGAGUAUUAAAGGCUCAAAAAAGAUCAGUGAAGGGAGUUUCAAAGAGUCAAAGCUCCAACUCCUGUGUGGUAUUCCAUAAUGUAUGACUUAUAGUGUUUCAGUAAACUCCCGUGUGAAAUUUUAACGGAGUCUAGGCUGUCACUCCGAUUUGAUGGCAAGCAUAUGAUUUUGAUUGACCUAACCAAGUCCAGUGUGUAAAGUUAAACGAAGUCAAGGCUGUUGCUCCAUUGUAAUGCGACUGGAUUAUGCAACUGUUGUUCGUGUUAGUUUAACUUAACCAGAUUAUCAUGGCUUUGCCUAAGAAAGUUAGAAGGAGCUAAACCAUGAAUGAAAUUUGCCAUAAAACCUACAAAGGACCUCCAGAGUUUCUCUGAUGAAGCGACGUUUAUUUUUUAUUUUUGGUUAUCGCGAAAAAAUUAUGUUCUGGAUUUUACUUUCGAAAAUUUAGCUUCUUUGAGAAAUCGACGUUGUAUUUUGGCCAUUGCAUUUCAAUUGCUUUAUCAAAUAAUUUAAAUGGAAUGUAAAUGUGAUUUCAAUCGUUUUUUCUUUGCCAUAGGAAAUGGCUUGAAUAUUUAAAUUGUUAUUAAAAAGAUCUGUAUCGAACUGGUAUUUCAACUCGAUUUAAUGAGUUUUAUUAUAUCAGUACUAGUUAUUGAAUAAGAACUACAUUUAAUCUCAGUUUUUUUAAGAUUCUGGGUCAUGUUUAGGCCCAUCCAUUUCACAAGACAACUCGGAUCUUAUCCUCAUACAUGACACUGAAGUUGCCAUUGAUAGCAAUUAUAAAAGAAGUAACACGCAUUUCAGAGGCGAUGCUCGCUCUAUACCUGCUCUGCCCGCUGCUGUUAUUCGUAUCCAUUGUACAAGUUGGCUUUGGCCAUCCAUUGUACAAGUUGGCUUUGGCUAUCCACUGUGAAAGUUGGCUUUGGCCAUCCAUUGUACAAGUUGGCUUUGGCUAUCCACUGUGAAAGUUGGCUUUGGCUAUCCAUUGUAUAAGUUGGCUUUGGCUAUCCAUUGUACAAGUUGGCUUUGGCUAUCCAUUGUACAAGUUGGCUUUGGCUACCCAUUGUACAAGUUGGCUUUGGCUAUCCAUUGUACAAGUUGGCUUUGCCUAUUCAUUGUACAAGUUGGCUUUGCCUAUCCAUUGUACAAGUUGGCUUUGCCUAUUCAUUGUACAAGUUGGCUUUGCCUAUCCAUUGUACAAGUUGGCUUUGGCUUUCCAUUGUGCAAGUUGGCUUUGGCUCGACUGCGUUCAAUAAGGAUAUUUCAAUUCAGCAAAAAAUUUCAUUUCGGUCUCUUUAGCGAACACACCUCACAUGAUUUUUCUUACCAAAAAUGAACAUUUCUAUUGAGUUGUUUAUGCAUUAAUUUGCUUUCCGAAAUUUGAAUAGCUUUUUGGCUCGAAAUUUGUAUUUCAAAAACAGCACUACAUUUAAGUUAUACCGUAUCUAUUAUUUAAUUGGUGCGUCAUCAGAUCUUAUAAAAUUCAUUAUUUCAUUGACAUUUUUCACUAUUUAUAUUGAAACGGAAACAUUUUGAAUGAAAUGAUUAUCGUCUUUUGGUUAAGGCUAAAUAAUAGAAAAAACAGUUGAAAGGGCAACCGUGAUAUAUACUGUCACGUAAGUAUAUAUGACAUGCGUGGCAGUAUUGUAGGAGUAUAUAUGACGUGCGUGGCAGUAUUGUAGGAGUAUAUAUGACGUGCGUGGCAGUAUUGUAGGAGUAUAUAUGACAUGCAUGGCAGUAUUGUAGGAGUAUAUAUGACAUGCGUGGCAGUAUUGUAGGAGUAUAUAUGACGUGCGUGGCAGUAUUGUAGGAGUAUAUAUGACGUGCGUGGCAGUAUUGUAGGAGUAUA
This is a messenger RNA of Hyalella azteca, 5901 nucleotides long. RefSeq lists its product as uncharacterized. The record is from RefSeq and is a predicted model, not a curated record. Lineage: Eukaryota; Metazoa; Arthropoda; Malacostraca; Amphipoda; Hyalellidae.